CGGCGGCGGCCGUUGGGCGCCAUGAGGUGGCCGUUGGGCGGCGGCGCGCGGCGCUGGCUGCUGCCGCUCGCGCUGCUACCGCUGCUGGGCGGCGGCGACGCCUGCCCGUGCCGGGACCCGCGGCUCUGCGACCCCGUCACGGGCACCACCGACUUCGAGGUGUUUGUGUUUGAUGUGGGAAAGAAGGCCUGGAAAUCCUAUGAUUGGUCAAAAGUUACCACUGUGGCAGCCUUUGGGCAGUACGAUUCAGAGCUUAUGUGCUACGCUCAUUCGAAAGGCGCCAGGAUAGUGCUAAAAGGUGAUGUAUCUCUUAAGGAAAUUGUUGAUCCUGCUAAAAGAGCAGCCUGGAUAUCUCAACAGGUGGAUCUUGCCAAAAAACAAUAUAUGGAUGGAAUUAAUAUAGACAUAGAACAGGAAGUUAAUGAAACUUCCCCUGAGUAUUAUGCAUUAACAGAGCUUGUUAGAGAAACUACAGAUGCUUUUCACAGAGAAAUUCCAGGAUCACAGGUAACAUUUGACGUGGCUUGGUCUCCAGCAUGCAUUGAUAGAAGGUGCUACAACUACACUGGGAUUGCAGAUGCCUGUGAUUUCUUAUUUGUGAUGUCAUAUGAUGAGCAGAGCCAGAUCUGGACGGAAUGUGUUGCAAAAGCCAACGCUCCUUACCUUCAGACAUUAGUUGGAUAUGAAGAGUACAUUACUAUGGGCAUUGAUCUUAAGAAGCUUGUGAUGGGUGUUCCCUGGUAUGGCUAUGAUUAUGUCUGUUUAGACUUAUCUAAGGAUCAUGUUUGUUCGCUUUCCAAAGUACCUUUCCGAGGGGCUCCAUGCAGUGACGCUGCAGGGCGUCAGGUCCCCUAUGGAGCAAUAAUGAAGAAGGUGAAUAGUUCUAUUUCAGGGAUCCUGUGGGAUGAGGUGCAGAAGUCUCCAUUUUAUGAAUAUAAGGACUCUCUUGGUAACUUCCACCAGGUAUGGUAUGACGACCCUCGUAGCAUCUCUUCAAAAGCAGCAUAUGCAAAGAAUCGAGGUUUAAGGGGCAUUGGCAUGUGGAAUGGAAAUAGUCUUGACUACUCGAGGGAAUCCGAAGCAGAACAACAAACUGAAGCAAUGUGGAAAGCCUUGACACCGUAAGAACUAUAUGAAAUUGUGAACCACUUGCUCUAGAAUGAUGAAAAUUGAUAGUUCUGGUGAUAUUACAUUAUCGUAUGCUGUGAUUGCAGUCAAAGCUUUGAGAACUAGCCAAAGUCAUUUGUUAUUUUGAAUGCGAAGCAUUGUUUUCCUACUUCAGAAAGUUGCAGUAUUGUUUUAUCACUGCUUUUUAAAAGACUGUUUUUCCUCUCAUUUUUCACAACUGCUGUAAGUUCGGUCAGAGCGUGAACCCAGUGAGUAUGUGGUAAUAAGCAGGACGAGGUAUGAAUUUACAGGGGCACGCUGGUAACAGGAAGAGCUUCACUUGCACUGCCAGGUGCCAGAGGUAUUCAUUCUGGGGGUCACAGGAUGCAGCAUGAGCUGCAACAUCUGCUUUCUGCCAUUCCACCCCAGUCUACAUUUUAGCUAAGUCAACCUGGAAUAAGAUUAAGCACAGAGUAUUGUAGAAACGGAUGACUGCUUAUAUGCAACUUGGUGAAACUUGAGCUUGAUUACUGCUCUAGAAAUUAAAAUAUUUUUAUAGACUGAUUAAAUUAUGUAACACUAAGUAGUUCCAAUUAAGCUUUUUAUCAGACUUUUUAUUAGAAAAGAGUACGCAGGAAACUUCUGUUUUGUGGUGUUAAUGCAUCAUAUGUGAAUUUCUCAGUUUCAUAUUCCAAAAAUCUAGGAAUUUAUUCUUAGAUGCAUUUUUUUUUUCCAUUUCCAACUUCUCUAUUUACUGAAAACUAGAAGAAUGGAGCCUACAUAAUGAACUGUGAAUAUAUUUUUACCCAUGUUCUGAUUUUUCUUUCAGUAGCCUUUUAUAUAUAUUUUUUUAAUCCAGUGUUGCUUCUAAGAGAAUAAGGGAUUAUAUAUUCAUUCUAGAUAGUACUUUUCAUAAGGUAAUUGUAUAACUUGUUAAAGUAUCUCUAGCUAUGGAGCGAUUGACUGGUGUGUUCAUGACUUUUUUGUUAAAUAAAAUGUUGUCUUCA
Molecule: messenger RNA, 2114 nt
Organism: Rhea pennata
Lineage: Eukaryota; Metazoa; Chordata; Aves; Rheiformes; Rheidae
Gene: CTBS
Product: chitobiase
Exons: 7
Coding region: 22-1125 (367 amino acids)
Biological process (GO): oligosaccharide catabolic process; chitin catabolic process
Molecular function (GO): chitinase activity; chitin binding
Source: RefSeq, a predicted model, not a curated record